AUGGACUACCAAACCUACCAGCUCGGCGACUUCAAGCUCGUCAGCGGCGAGACCCUCCCCAACGCCUUCAUCGCGUACAAGACCAUCGGCGACCCCUCCCGCCCGGCCAUCAUCUACCCGUCCUGGUUCAGCGGCGCCAUAUCCGACAACGAAUGGCUCGUCGGCGAGGACAAGACGCUCAGCCCCCGCAGGUACUUCAUCAUCAUCCCCGCCAUGUUCGGCAACGGCCAGUCCAGCAGCCCGUCCAACACGCCGCGCCGCCCCUUCCCCGCCGUCACCAUCCGCGACAACGUCGCCGCCCAGCACCGCCUCGUCACGCAGCACCUCGGCGUCCGGCACGCGCGCUGCGUCCUGGGCUGGAGCAUGGGCGCCUGCCAGGCGUACCAGUGGGUGACGCAGUUCCCGGGCUUUGCCGACUGCGCCGUGCCCUUUUGCGGCGCCGCGCGCACCUCGGUCCACAACCAGGUCUUCCUGGAGGGCGCCAAGAGCGCGCUGCUCGCGGCCAAGGGCGCGUCGGCCGCCGGGCUCAAGGCCUUUGGCCGCGUCUACGCCGGCUGGGGGUUCAGCCAGGCCUUUUACCGGCAGAGGGUGUACGAGACGGCGCUGCGGUACAGGUCGCUCGAGGACUUUAUGCAGGGCUUCUGGGAGAAGUGGGCUCUUUCAAAAGACCCCGAGAACCUGCUGCUCAUGCUGGCGGCGUGGCAGGCGGCCGACUGCUCCGACCAGGAGCCGUACAACAAGGACUUUGAGCUGGCCAUGCGGAGCAUCAAGGCCAGGAUGCUCGUCCUGCCGGGCCGGGAGGACUUGUACUUUACCCCCGAGGACUCGGAGUACGAGGUGCAGUGCAUGUCGGAGGGGGUCGGCAAGUGCAUUCCGUUUCCGUCCAUCUGGGGACACUGGGCGGGCGGGCCGGGACUGAACCCGGAGGAUCUAGAGUGGCUCGACAACAAGCUGAGGGUGUUUUUGGAAGAUGAAACGACCUCGAUGAGCCAGGUGAGCGUGACCAAGUGA
Metarhizium acridum CQMa 102 is the source of this 1011-nucleotide messenger RNA. Lineage: Eukaryota; Fungi; Ascomycota; Sordariomycetes; Hypocreales; Clavicipitaceae. The record is from RefSeq and is a predicted model, not a curated record.